Molecule: messenger RNA, 999 nt
Organism: Chaetomium fimeti
Lineage: Eukaryota; Fungi; Ascomycota; Sordariomycetes; Sordariales; Chaetomiaceae
Product: Ribulose-phosphate 3-epimerase-like protein
Exons: 4
Coding region: 133-891 (252 amino acids)
Biological process (GO): pentose-phosphate shunt; carbohydrate metabolic process; pentose-phosphate shunt, non-oxidative branch
Cellular component (GO): cytosol
Molecular function (GO): metal ion binding; D-ribulose-phosphate 3-epimerase activity
Source: RefSeq, a predicted model, not a curated record
GCUCCAAUCGAGGUUGGGUGAGCUCCGAGUCGGAACCGGAUUCCAAAUUCAACUUCGUCCCAUCUACAGCUUAGGCAUCUACUACUUAUAGAGCCUUCACUUCUAGGGAAACUUCUCAUCAUCGUAGUAAAAAUGGCCCCUAAAGCAAUCAUCGCCCCGUCAAUCCUGUCGGCAGACUUUGCCAACCUCGGUGCUGAUUGCUCGAGGACGAUUGAGCAGGGCGCCGACUGGCUCCAUGUCGACAUCAUGGACGGCCACUUCGUCCCAAACCUCACCUUCGGCCCGCCCGUCGUCGCCAAGAUCCGCUCUCACGUCGAUAAGCCGACCGAGGGCCACGGCAAGGGCACCUUUGACUGCCACAUGAUGAUCGCCGAGCCCAAGAAAUGGGUCAAGGAGUUCAAGACCGCCGGCUGCGACCUGUACUGCUUCCACUACGAGGCCGCGGUGAACUCGACGGCCGCCGAGAGCCCCGAGGCCCACUCGGAGCUUAAGACGUCGCCGCGCGAGCUGAUCCGCUACAUCCACGAGCAGGGCAUGCUGGCCGGCAUCGCCAUCAAGCCCGCCACCAAGGCCGACGUGCUGUACGAGGUGCUGGACAGCCCCGACCAGGCCGAGAGGCCCGAUAUGGUGCUAGUGAUGACCGUCGAGCCCGGGUUUGGCGGGCAGAAGUUCAUGGCCUCGGAGCUGCCCAAGGUGCAGGCGCUACGGGAGCGGUACCCAGAGCUGAACAUCGAGGUGGACGGUGGGUUGGGGCCGGGCACCAUCGACCAAGCGGCGGAUGCGGGAGCGAAUGUUAUUGUUGCGGGGAGCGCCGUGUUCGGGGCCAAGGACCCCGCCGGCGUCAUUGCCCUGCUGCGGGAGGCCGUCGACAAGAGGGCUGGGAAGUUAUAAAUGGGGGAUAUAUAUAUUGCAUGUUGAAUGGUGCGGGAUUUGGUUGUUGAUAGAGAUACCUGGUGCAGCGGUGCGACUAAAUACAUGUUCAAGGCAAACCAUUGUGUA